This is a messenger RNA of Knipowitschia caucasica, 507 nucleotides long. NCBI's taxonomy places the organism in Eukaryota, Metazoa, Chordata, Actinopteri, Gobiiformes, Gobiidae. The record is from the annotation of a GenBank genome assembly.
AUGAAAAAGAGGUUCUUAAUCUCACUGGGACUUUCCUGGUUAAAAAAGUCGCCUCAGUCUUCUCAGUCCCCUCAGUCCCCUCAGUCGCCUCAGUCGCCUGAGUUCCCUCAGUCUUCUCAGUCCCCUCAGUCGCCUCAGUCCCCUCAGUCUUCUCAGUCUUCUCAGUCUCCUCAGUCGCUUCAGUCCCCUCAGUCCCCUCAGUCCCCUCAGUCGCCUCAGUCUUCUCAGUCCCCUCAGUCUUCUCAGUCUUCUCAGUCUCCUCAGUCCCCUCAGUCACCUCAGUCGCCUCAGUCCCCUCAAUCGCCUCAGUCCCCUCAGUCCCCUCAGUCUUCUCAGUCUCCUCAGUCUUCUCAGUCCCCUCAGUCUUCUCAGUCCCCUCAGUCUUCUCAGUCCCCUCAGUCUUCUCAGUCCCCUCAGUCUUCUCAGUCCCCUCAGUCUUCUCAGUCCCCUCAGUCUUCUCAGUCCCCUCAGUCGCCUCAGUCUUCUCAGUCCCCUCAGUCCCUUUAG